Colletotrichum godetiae is the source of this 543-nucleotide messenger RNA. RefSeq lists its product as uncharacterized. The record is from RefSeq and is a predicted model, not a curated record. The coding region runs from base 1 to 543 and encodes 180 amino acids. The transcript has 2 exons. Lineage: Eukaryota; Fungi; Ascomycota; Sordariomycetes; Glomerellales; Glomerellaceae.
AUGGCAACUCCACAGACAAAGGACGACAACAAGAUUCCCGAAACGACUAGCUAUCCUGACGCGACUGACCAUGCCGCCGGCACCAGCUACGUAUACGAUGAGGGCGCUGUCGAGAAUGUUGACGAGGCCUACCUCCGCGCCUCGAAGUCGACGAAAUUCUACAGAGGCGUGUUGUUCCAGAUGAUCCUUUUUGGAGCACUGUCCUUUGUCGGUCCUGCAAUGUCCGACGCCAUCUCCAACCUUGGAGGUGGUGGCCUCUCGACCCCAUACCUGGCCAACUUGGCGACUGCCCUCAGCUACAUGGCCGGCUGUCUGAUCACCGUCUUUGGCGGGCCUCUGAUCAACAAGAUAGGAAUCAAGUGGUCUUGUAUGAUCGCCGCCGUCUCCAUGCCACUUGCUGGUUCGGCCUACUACGUGAGCGCGAAGUAUUCGAUCGACUGGUACCUUCUCUUUGCAAGAGUACGUUACGAUCCUUACCAUGCUUCAUCCAUCAUGUUGUUGUUGUUGUUGUUGUUGUAUUUAACGCCGUGGCGGCCGGGCUAG